AUGCAUGCCAGAAACCCCCAUUCUCCUUUUCAAAGACUACAUAUGAUGGAUUGCGAUCUUUCAGCUCAGCAGGACACAGGGACCAUGCAAGCUGUAAUUGGUCAGGAUCCAAUGAUAGCUGGACAAGUCAGUAAGCCCUUGCUGUCACUGCGGAGUGAAAUGAAUGCAGAGUUGAGAGGUGAGGACAAGGCAGCUACUUCAGACAACGAGCUGAAUGAGCCCCUGCUUGCGCCUGUGGAAUCAAAUGACAGCGAGGACACUCCCAGCAAGCUCUUCGAGGCCAGAGGAAAUACAGUGCUGCCUGACACCAGCCCAGCAGACCAGCACCAACACAGUCAGUCCCAUCCUGCAUUCCCUGUUGGGCCUCAGCCAUUACUGACAGCCCAACAGUUAGCCUCAGCAGUAGCGGGGGUGAUGCCAGGAGGCACUCCAGCCCUCAAUCAGCCGAUCCUUAUUCCUUUCAACAUGGCUGGGCAGCUAGGGGGCCAACAAGGACUUGUCCUAACUCUACCUACAGCCAAUCUCACCAACAUCCAAGGGCUGGUAGCAGCAGCUGCAGCAGGAGGCAUCAUGACUUUGCCAUUGCAAAAUCUACAAGCUACCUCAUCCCUGAACUCCCAGCUUCAACAGCUUCAGCAUCUUCAGCAGCUACAGCAUCAACAGCAGCAGCAGCAGCAAGGUCAGCAGCAGCAACAGCAGCAGCAAAGCCAGCAGCAGCAGCAAAGUCAGCAGGCACAGACUCCACAGCCACCCCAGCAGACCCAGCAACCACAACCACAGCCGUCAGCACCACCGCAGCAGAACCAAACACAGUCCCAGAGCCAGAGCCAACCGCCUCCAGCCCCACAGUCCUCCAGCUCCCCUCAGAAACCCAGCCAGUCACCAGGGCAUGGCCUUCCAUCUCCUCUUACUUCACCAAAUCCAUUGCAGCUGGUUAAUAAUCCUCUAGCAAGUCAAGCAGCAGCGGCUGCAGCAGCAGCAGCCAUGGGCUCAAUAGCAAGCUCCCAGGCCUUUGGCAAUGCCCUCUCCAGUCUUCAGGGGGUCACAGGUCAGCUCGUCACUAAUGCACAAGGACAGAUUAUUGGAACAAUCCCACUGAUGCCUAAUCCAGUCCCCUCCAGCCAGGCAGCAGGUGGAGCUCAGGGACUUCAGGUGCAGCCAAUAACUCCACAGCUGUUGACCAAUGCCCAGGGUCAGAUCAUCGCUACAGUCAUCGGCAACCAGAUACUCCCAGUGAUCAAUACCCAGGGAAUAACACUAUCGCCGCUCAAGCCAGGACAGCAGCUCCAUCAGCCCUCCCAGACGCAAGUGGGACAAGCAGCCUCACAACCCAAUCUCCUGCAUUUGGCUCACAGUCAAGCAUCUAUGUCUCAAAGCCCAGUGCGUCAGGCUUCCUCUUCUUCCUCCUCAUCCUCCUCCUCUUCAGCUUUGAGUGUUGGCCAGUUAGUCAGCAAUCCUCAGACAGCCACGGGAGAGGUGGAUGGGGUGAAUCUGGAAGAAAUCCGAGAAUUUGCCAAAGCUUUUAAAAUCCGGCGCCUGUCCCUUGGCCUGACACAGACUCAAGUUGGCCAAGCCCUAAGCGCCACCGAAGGCCCGGCCUAUAGCCAGUCUGCCAUCUGCAGACACACCAUCCUGAGAAGCCACUUUUUCCUACCACAGGAAGCCCAAGAGAACACUAUAGCUAGCAGUCUGACAGCCAAACUGAACCCUGGCCUUUUGUAUCCUGCCAGGUUUGAAAAGCUGGACAUCACCCCUAAAAGUGCCCAGAAGAUAAAGCCGGUGCUUGAGCGGUGGAUGGCUGAGGCUGAGGCCCGCCAUCGAGCAGGUAUGCAGAACCUUACCGAGUUUAUUGGAAGCGAGCCAUCCAAAAAGCGCAAGAGGCGUACCUCAUUCACGCCACAAGCCCUUGAAAUCUUGAAUGCCCACUUUGAGAAGAACACACACCCCUCUGGGCAAGAAAUGACAGAGAUUGCAGAGAAACUGAACUAUGACCGGGAAGUAGUUAGAGUUUGGUUCUGCAAUAAGAGGCAAGCACUGAAGAACACAAUUAAACGUUUGAAACAACACGAGCCCGCGACGGCAGUUCCUAUGGAGCCUUUAACGGACUCUCUGGAAGAAAACUCCUAA
Messenger RNA from Colius striatus (speckled mousebird), 2127 nucleotides. RefSeq names its product POU class 6 homeobox 2 (gene POU6F2). Gene Ontology annotation, molecular function: RNA polymerase II cis-regulatory region sequence-specific DNA binding; DNA-binding transcription factor activity, RNA polymerase II-specific. Gene Ontology annotation, biological process: regulation of transcription by RNA polymerase II. The record is from RefSeq and is a predicted model, not a curated record. The transcript has 10 exons. NCBI's taxonomy places the organism in Eukaryota, Metazoa, Chordata, Aves, Coliiformes, Coliidae. The coding region runs from base 1 to 2127 and encodes 708 amino acids.